UUGAUGGAAAUAUUAUCUAAUAAUUAAAUCAACCAAGCCCUUCAUCUCUGAACGAGAGUGUCAACAGGGCUUUCAGUUUCGCGCGCAAUGCUCAUUGACGGCUGAAUCCAAAUAACCGAUCAGACUUCGUCAACCGUAUGUUGCAUAAAUGAAGUCGUCAUAUUUAACCUUGCGUUUGGGUGAAAAGCCUCGUAUUGCUGAUUAAACUGACUAGAGUUAGGUUACCUCCUACACUGGGUAUCUGCCACUCACCUUCCUCGUCAUUGCUCGAUUCCCCCUGCAAGGCUAGAAUUCCGACCUUCCAAUUGUUAUGCUGUUAGCGUCUUCCAUUUUCCUUUUUAAUUAAUUUCUUUCUUUCGUAAAGUUAACCAAACAAGGCACAAGGAGAAACGAAACCUCUCAGAUCUGAGAACUACCUCUCUCUGUCUCUCAGAUCCAUGGCUUGCUUGUUUCUCUUCCCUUUCGUUGCUUCUCUUCUAUUUUCUCUUUCUUUCGCUGAGAUCCGGUACUCUGAAAUCCGAUCAGAUGACCGUACGAUUAUCCCCUUCGACGAGUUUGGAUUUGCCCACAAGGGUCAACUCGAGCUCAACGUCUCUGACAUUCAGCUUUCUAACCCAAACCCUGAUCUCGACCUUUCCAAGGUCGGAUUCUUCCUCUGCACCCAAGACUCCUGGCUCCACGUGGUCCAGCAGAUAGAGGACAGCGAGAUCUCUUGUGCUCUACAGUCGGAUCUCAUCAAACAUGUCUUCACAUUCAAGAAUCUCGAAAACGGCAAGAGCAACUUCUCUGUAUUCGUCGUUGAAAACGACGCCGAUCAGUAUACUCUUGUUUUUGCUAAUUGCUUGAAUACGAUUAAGGUAUCCAUGGACGUCAACUCAGCGAUGUACAAUCUCGAAAGGAACGGUAACCGCGAUUACCUCUCUGCCGGCAAGACUAUUCUCCCUAGGGUUUUUUUCUUGUUUUCCCUCGUUUAUAUUGGUCUUACUGGGUUAUGGAUUCACGUGCUGUAUAAGAAACGACUCACCGUUUUCAGAAUCCAUUUCUUCAUGCUUGCGGUGGUCGUUAUGAAAGCUUUGAAUUUAUUAUGUGAAGCAGAGGACAAGUCUUAUAUCAAGAGGACUGGCAGUGCUCAUGGAUGGGAUGUGUUAUUUUAUAUAUUCAGCUUUUUGAAGGGGAUCACUCUGUUUACUUUGAUUGUGCUGAUUGGAACGGGAUGGUCUUUUUUGAAGCCCUACUUGCAGGACAAGGAGAAGAAGGUUUUGAUGAUUGUGAUUCCUCUGCAGGUGGUGGCAAAUAUAGCUCAGGUGGUUAUCGAUGAAACAGGGCCAUAUGGUCAGUAUUGGAUCACUUGGAAGAAGGUGUUUUUGCUGGUUGACGUUGUGUGCUGUUGUGCAGUUCUGUUCCCCAUUGUUUGGUCCAUUAAGAACCUGCGAGAGGCCGCUAGGACAGACGGGAAGGCUGCUGUGAAUUUGAUGAAAUUGACUCUGUUUAGGCAAUAUUACAUUGUGGUAAUUUGCUAUAUCUACUUCACCCGCGUGGUUGUAUACGCAUUGGAGACUAUUACUUCAUAUAAGUAUCUAUGGACCAGCGUGGUGGCUGGAGAGCUAGCCACAUUGGCGUUUUAUGUGUUUACUGGAUAUAAGUUUAAGCCUGAGGCCCAUAAUCCAUAUUUUGUGAUCGAUGAUGAUGAGGAGGAGGCUGCAGCAGAGCAAUUGAAGCUGGAAGAUGAGUUUGAGUUGUAAUUCGUUUAGAUAGCUAUUGAACAAGAAGCUGGGCCGGAAAAUUGGGACUAUUAGGGUAGGAACCUGAUCAUUGCUAUACAAUAAUCGGGUCAUUAUGAACAUUUUGACUGUUAAAAGGGGCAAAUGCAACUGCUCAUUAUGUGUUCUCUUUGUUUUCUUGUUGAUGCACUAUGUUUUUGUACUUUUGAGAUGAAAUAGUAUAGGUUCAUAAAUUUUCAUCUCUCUUCAUUAUACUGGAUACUGGGUAGUGUGAAUGUGAACAGGUUCUCAAACUAAAUAUUUUCAACCA
This is a messenger RNA of Hevea brasiliensis (rubber tree), 2031 nucleotides long. Its product is annotated as protein CANDIDATE G-PROTEIN COUPLED RECEPTOR 7. The record is from RefSeq and is a predicted model, not a curated record. The transcript has a single exon. NCBI's taxonomy places the organism in Eukaryota, Viridiplantae, Streptophyta, Magnoliopsida, Malpighiales, Euphorbiaceae. Gene Ontology annotation, cellular component: membrane; Golgi apparatus. Gene Ontology annotation, biological process: transport. Bases 438 to 1742 code for a protein of 434 amino acids.